AUAUUACAUUUUCUGAUAUGAUUGGCUUCCUUCGUGUUGUUUAUUUUUUUUUAAUGGAAAUACAUUCUUUUCAGAGUAGAUUUAAAGAUAUAGAUUAGGUGCCAACAAUUAGCUUUCGUUGUAAGAAUCGUAAAUUUCUGUAGUGAACUGUCACCAGAUUGAUUUUUAUUUUAGUGUUUGAGUUGAAAUAACCUAAAAAGUAUUAUAUUUCUGAUUAGAAUCUUUUAUAGAGAACAGAAACAGAAUAGUCGUAGUCACUCAACAAAUGUACACGUAGGUGGAAUAGUGUCGGAGUAACAGUAACAGAUGUAAUAAUAAUAAUAAUAUAUUCAGUAACAUAGAAUUGACAUAAAUGAAUAAUGGUUCGACAACGUAGGUCCCAAGUCAAUUCUGAAAAUAAUAGAGUCGAUAAAGGAACCAAUAGCAGUAGUAGUAAUGGAAGUAAUCCCAUAAAUACUAAAUUAAUAAAAAAUACUAGUAUAUUCAGUUACUGGAAACAAAUUAUAGUAUGUGUUGUUCUUGCUAUAGCAAUAUGCUUUGGUUAUAUGGGAUAUUUAGAAACUAGAGUGAAUACUCCAUUAGAUGAUAAAAAAGUAGUAAUUCGAAGUGGAUUAGAUGUCCCAGAUGUAUUUUGGGGUACAUACAGACCUGGUGUUUAUUUUGGUUUAAAAACUAGAGAUCCUAAUUCAUUAGUUGCUGGUCUUAUGUGGUACUUUCCUCGUAGAUUGAAACCUGGUGGUGAUGGUAUAAGACAUUGGUGCGAACAAGGCGACAAUUUGGGAAAAUAUGGUUGGUUAAAGCAUGAUGGUACUAAUUUUGGUAUACAAGAAAUUGUCGAUGGAUAUUUUAAAUUAACCACUUCCUUUGUAAAAAGACCAGGUGCUAAAGGAGGGGAAUGGACUGCAAGAAUAGCAGUGAAUACUAUGCAAGGUUAUAAAGAAUUAAAAGAGGAAGUAUCAUUGAUAUGGUACACAGCCUUAGAUGAAGAUACUAAGGGUUACAUAGAACCGACUAACUCUGCAACCAAAUUAACUGGUAUUAGAGGUCAGACAUCAACACUGGGAGAAUUUACUAUGAAGCUAACUAAUCACUCAGGUAUUUUAGAACAUGAAUCAUUUUUGAGUACUACAGCUCCUGGACUGCAUUUGUUGAAAGAAACUGUGAUAUCUUCUUUAAGGCUUGCCCAAGAUAGUCUAAAUGUUGCAAGAAAAAUUGUUCUGGCGGGAGAACUACGUCCAAUGACUGAGAAAAAAGAUCCGAAUUUUGUUGCAAUACAGUUAACAGGUAGAAUACCUUUUGUAGUUGAUGUAAUAUUCGAGACUGAAAGCUUCUCAAAUAAACAAGAGACACUGGUUGGAGAAACAUACACAAAAUCAUUAGCUUGGCAUGAGAGUCGAUUUGAUGAAAAAUUUGAAUCAAAGUUUAAACUGAGGCAUAAGGGAUUUACAGAUAAACAAAUAACUUUUGCUCAAGCCGCGUUAGGUAAUAUGAUUGGUGGAAUUGGUUACUUUUAUGGUGCCUCGGUGGUUCAGAGUGUUUAUACUAAAGAACCUGUUUCUUACUGGAGGGCCCCUCUUUACACAGCAGUUCCAUCACGGAGUUUCUUUCCUAGAGGUUUCCUUUGGGAUGAAGGAUUUCAUGGAUUAUUAAUUUCAAAAUGGGAUCUCGAUCUAGAAUUAGAUAUAAUGAGUCAUUGGUUUGAUCUAAUGAAUGUAGAGGGAUGGAUACCUAGGGAACAAAUUUUAGGAAUUGAGGCUUUGGCGAAAGUUCCAAGUGAAUUUGUUGUACAGUGGAAUACAAAUGCAAAUCCACCAACAUUUUUUUUAACAAUACAAAGUAUUUUAAAUCAAUAUGGUAGUGACCUUAAGGAUGACGAAUGGAAUUUGUUAGAACGAUUAUAUCCAAGAUUACAGGCAUGGUUCAGCUGGUUUAAUACAACACAGAAAGGUAAUCUACCUGGUUCUUAUAGAUGGCGCGGACGUGACCAGUUAGGUACACGAGAAUUAAAUCCAAAAACUCUUACUUCUGGUUUAGAUGAUUAUCCAAGAGCAUCUCAUCCCGAUGAAAAUGAAAGACAUAUAGAUUUAUAUUGCUGGAUUGCAAUUGCAGCUGAUACUAUGGCGAAAUUAUCUAAAUUAUUAGGAAGAGAUGGGUACAGAUAUGAAAGAACUGCAGAAUUUUUAAAGAAUAAUGAUUUAAUGGAUACCUUACACUGGUCAGAAUUUGCAGAAAUAUAUGCAGACUAUGGCCUCCAUACGGAUGCUGUGAAAUUAGAACGACCAAAACCACUGCCUAGAUCACAAAAUCAAAAUUUGGAAAUGUAUAGGGUCGUUUUGAAAAAACCUGAAUAUAGGUUAGUUGACUCUACUUUUGGAUAUGUUAGCUUAUUUCCAUUUUUUCUGCAGAUAUUAAAACCUGAUUCUCAAAAAUUAGAAAAAAUUUUGACAAACAUUCGUAAACCUGAACUACUGUGGACAAAUUAUGGAUUGAGGUCACUUUCAAAAUCCUCUCCUUUGUAUAUGAAACGGAAUACAGAACAUGAUCCUCCAUAUUGGAGGGGCCAAAUCUGGAUUAAUAUGAAUUUCCUAGCUACUAGAGCUUUAUUUUAUUACUCUAAUGUAGAUGGUCCGUACAAACCAUUAGCUAAAAAAAUUUAUAAAGAGCUAAGGGAUAAUUUAAUAAAUAAUGUAAUAAGCCAGUACUACAAAUCGGGUUAUAUUUGGGAGCAAUACAAUGAUAAGACUGGAGAAGGCAGUGGUUGUCGACCUUUCACAGGUUGGACUGCUUUAACACUAUUACUAAUGUCGGAAACCUAUUAAAAUGUUUGUAGUUGGAAUAAUGAAAUAUAAGUUAAUUAUUUAAAAAAAUUCUUUGGAUUAUUUUCAUAUUUUCUUAAUAUGUUGAUAACGGUACUUACAGGCAUUGUCAGACUCCCAGUUAUUGUAAUGAUUGAUCAAAUCAACCCGGUAUCUUUUACAUCUAUAGAAGCUCGAGAAUUGAUGAACCAAAUAAAAGUUAGAACAAUGUUGUCAUAUCUAGAUCUGAAAUUUCCCAUUAGAAAAUGAAGUUAGGUAAUUCAUUUUGUGUUUUAGGUAUAAAAUGUACCUAAUAACCGACUUUUUACAAAAAGAAAGUUUCAUGUUUAGUUUUUUUUUUAUUUAAUUUUUUUUAUACGUUUUUACUUUAAAGAUGUCUGAAUGAGUAGCAUUGAUGUGAUAGAGCUUUUAAGAUGCUUUGUUCAUUCUUCUGUUACAUAUGGUAUGUAUCAUUUCUCUCGUGCACGUGUUUAUAGAGGCCUGGUAGUCUGCGUACACAUGACAUUAGUGUCGACAAAGGUUAUUUGCUAUUUCUUAAUGGUUGUUUUGAUUGUUUCAUAGGUUGUGUAUUAAUUUAUAUCAAAUUAAUUAAAAUCAUAUAUAUUGAUUAUUGUAACCAUUUCCAAAAGACAAUAUACUUGCCCCUGUUUAAUGAUGAAUUCAGCACAACUGGUUCAUUCAACUCUCAACCAAUUUUAGAUGGAUCUCCAUUCAGCGUAAUAAAUAUGUAUAUAUAGAAAAUCAUCAAUAAAAAUUUAUAUUUAGUGUUACAUUA
Anoplophora glabripennis (Asian longhorned beetle) is the source of this 3591-nucleotide messenger RNA. RefSeq names its product mannosyl-oligosaccharide glucosidase GCS1. Bases 360 to 2819 code for a protein of 819 amino acids. Gene Ontology annotation, biological process: protein N-linked glycosylation; oligosaccharide metabolic process. NCBI's taxonomy places the organism in Eukaryota, Metazoa, Arthropoda, Insecta, Coleoptera, Cerambycidae. Gene Ontology annotation, cellular component: endoplasmic reticulum membrane. The transcript has 10 exons. The record is from RefSeq and is a predicted model, not a curated record. Gene Ontology annotation, molecular function: Glc3Man9GlcNAc2 oligosaccharide glucosidase activity.